Messenger RNA from Nipponia nippon (crested ibis), 465 nucleotides. The record is from RefSeq and is a predicted model, not a curated record. NCBI's taxonomy places the organism in Eukaryota, Metazoa, Chordata, Aves, Pelecaniformes, Threskiornithidae.
AUGGAUAUGGACCAGAUGCUUCUCUCAGGUAUUCUUGAAAUAACUGCUGUUGACGUUGGAAUCGUUGCCAUCAAGGGCUUGUUCUCUGGCAGAUACCUGGCCAUGAACAAAAGGGGCAGACUUUAUGCUUCAGAAAAUUAUAAUGCAGAGUGUGAGUUCGUGGAGAGGAUCCAUGAAUUGGGUUACAACACCUACGCGUCCCGUCUCUACCGGACUGUACCUAACAGAGCCGGCACCAAGCGCAAAGCCAGCGCAGAGAGACUCUGGUAUGUCUCAAUCAAUGGGAAAGGACGACCCAGAAGGGGCUUUAAAACUCGCAGGACACAGAAAUCGUCUCUCUUUCUGCCCAGAGUAUUGGACAACAAAGACCAUGAAAUGGUCCGACUGUUCCACACAAACGUGAAAUAUCGAGAGAGUCUCCUGAAGCCCCCGAGCAAGAACCAGCGAAGAAGGAGAGGACGCUGA